Molecule: messenger RNA, 303 nt
Organism: Prorocentrum cordatum
Lineage: Eukaryota; Dinophyceae; Prorocentrales; Prorocentraceae
Source: the annotation of a GenBank genome assembly
AUGCCAUCUGGAGGGCUGCGUGCGACGGUGGAGUUUUAUUCGCGAAAGCAGCCCAGAGUUUGCCGAUCGACGUUUUCAUCCGAGUUGGCAAGUGUGGACGAUGGUAUCAGCAACGCUUUACUGACGCAGGUGAUGACAUGUGAGAUUGUUCAUGGGCCUCUUACUGCGGAGCAGAUUCAACGAUGUACGGACACUGGUCGAUUGCCGGUGGAUCUCCAUGUACGCACUGAUAACAAGGGUUUAUUUUCUGCUCUUGGCGCCACGGAGCUCCAGGCCCCAGCCGAGCCCCACCUGCUGUAUUGA